Messenger RNA from Diabrotica balteata, 7877 nucleotides. Lineage: Eukaryota; Metazoa; Arthropoda; Insecta; Coleoptera; Chrysomelidae. The record is from the annotation of a GenBank genome assembly.
AUGUUAGUACAAAAGUUGAAUUUGGCUGCGUAUUUUUUGAGUGACGCCUGUUUGACUUCCAUGCUUUCGGAAGUUCCGACGAAUGAUCAACAGCACUAUAUGGUUGUGGCUUGUCUGAACGUGAUCGGAGCUUGGGAUAUUCGGCCUAGGAUUGGUGCAUUAGCAGAGGUUGAUGGAUCUCAAGGCACCGUUGUACGAAUCACCCCUAAAGGCAAACUGUGGAUACAGGUUCACGAAAACGGAGAUGUCAAGAAAGUCCCCAUCAACAGCCUGAAAUUGGUAGGUGGACCAGAUUUCAAUUUCGAUAGGAUGUUGCUUGGUGAGAAUUUCGUCAAAACGUGGGCCAAUCUCCUCAUGUUCAGACAGUCGUUAAACGGCCACGACAGAAAAUCACAUCACGGUCAAGUCAAUCUGGCUUAUCUAAGAACACAGCAAAAUAUAUUGUACGCCUUGAACGCCACCAGAAUCCUCCACACCAACCAAUACAAACUGCGCAAAGUUCUAAAGUAUCCAGUAAACGGAAUGGACCAAUCCCAAGAACAGCAAUCCAUAGAAGAAGAGCUGAACCAACAACCGGUGCUGUUGAUUCAAAAGCUACUGGCCAAAUCCAUCCAGCCGAGUCCUCUUAAACCUGGCUUUACUAUUCAAGAAAUGCAGUUGGCCGCGUUGAACUUGAGCCAGUUUCUGGCAGCAGAAGGCACUUUUGAAACUCCUCCUUGUAUAAACAACGAAAAAACUACGCCUAAGAAUGGUACUAGGUGUAAUAGCGAACUGGCAACGCCGAAUAGUGAAUGCUCGGUUAAUAGUGUUGUCAGUGAGCGUACUAAUAAACGAAGGGAACUAGAAGAUGAAACGCCGCCUCAUCCGAUGGUGUCGCAGAUUGUAGAGAUGGGAUUCACGAAGAAAGCAGUUGAAGCGGCUAUUAAGUCGUUAGCUAUAACGCCUGAGAGUUAUACGACCCCCGAGUCGAUAGUAAGUUGGCUGCUUGAACACCCUGAAGUUGCAGCUGAAGAUAGUGACUCGCUCAGUUCGGUGUAUGAUUCAGAAACAGAGUCUAUAUCGUACGACAAUGCUUUAGGAGCUCAAUCCCUAAAUCCUUACGGAGACGAGAAGCAUCAAUCAUACGCUAGAAGAUCCCAGUUUCUGUCAAACGACGAAUAUGCCAUGUACGUCAGAGACAAUGCAGAAGUAGGGAUGCUGGUACGUUGUUGUAAAAGCUACGAAGAAGUACAGCUCGGUGAUAUUGGGAAAAUAGUAAAGAUAGACAGAGAGGGGCUGCACGAUUUAAAUCUACAAGUAAAUUGGCAACACAAAAUCAGUACGUACUGGGUAAGAUUCAUACAUAUAGAACUACUAGGAUUCCCUCCGUCUUUACCCGCUCCAUCUACGAUCAAAGUUGGGGAUAAGGUCCGCGUAAAACCCAACGUUACGACCCCCAGAUACAAAUGGGGCUAUGUGACACACGACAGUGUUGGUAUCGUUACAGCGAUAUCUCCCAAUGGACAUGACUUGACUGUUGAUUUUCCGAAACAGCACAAUUGGACCGCUUUGAUUAGUGAAAUGGAGAUCGUGCCGUCGUGCCACGAAGGUGUUAGCUGCAAUGGAUGCUGCAUCAUACCCAUAAGAGGACCAAGGUUUAAAUGCAAGACCUGUGAUAGUUUCGAUUUAUGUGAUAACUGCUUCUACACAAAGAAGAACCAUCGACACUCCUUUUCGAGGAUUGAUGAACCAGGUUCUCCGGAAGUCCACGCAGGCAGAGCUGGUCGUUACUACAGACACGACACAGUAGACUUAGACGGCGAACUGAUCACCGAAUGGGGCAGAAUAGUCAAAAACGUGAAUGUGUCAUCAAAAUACGCCGUCAGAUUCGAAAUACCUGGAACGAUAUGGCAGAGUUGCGGUUCCCAAGGGAAGCAUUGGAUUCGACUUGAUAUAUUUCCCGAUAUAACCAUAAAGAGCUUAAAAGUGGGAGUUGAUCCCGGGGAUAACAGCUAUAUGCCUUCUGUCAUCUCUGUAAAUGGAGGAUAUGCUGUUAAUUCCAUGACAGAACUCAGUGUCGUAAAUGUCAAGAAGUAUGAUACCAGUGUUGUUCUGCUGUCAAAUGUGGACAAGCACUAUCCCUUAAUUGAGAUAAAUAUCGUAAAAUGCAGAAACAACGGCAUAGACUGCAAAAUUCACGGUAUUACCAUCACAGGCAUUAAAAAACAGUCUUAUGGAGAAUUGAAAUCGUCUGUGUCGUUUCUGGCUAAUGACUGGGAUCUUAGCCAAGACUCUUCAUCCGGCCCAUCGAUGGUUACAGUCACUCAAGAACCUAACAGCGAGUGCGCCCAAAACACGAACGGUUACAAAGUGUACGUUUGGGGCUUAAACGAUAAGGACCAGCUGGGCGGAAUGAAAGGUUCCAAAGUGAAACUACCCAUACUCUCAGAUUAUCUAAGUCAGUUGAAGCCGAUCCAUAUAGCAGGUGGAUCAAAAUCCUUGUUCAUUGUAUCGCAAGAAGGAAAACUAUACGCCUGCGGGGAAGGGACAAACGGUAGGUUGGGUCUAGGACACAGCAAUAACGUUCCGACCCCACGGCCUAUACCGUUUUUAAGUCAAUAUGUUAUUAAGAAAGUAGCCGUACAUUCGGGCGGCAAACACGCUAUGGCGCUGACUUUAGAUGGCAAAGUAUUCUCGUGGGGCGAAGGUGAAGACGGCAAGCUUGGGCAUGGUAAUAGACUGAAUUUGGACAAACCACGCAUGAUCGAGGCGUUAAGAAGCAAGAAGAUCAGAGAUAUUGCUUGUGGCAGUUCACAUUCGGCAGCGAUCACUAGCAGCGGAGAGUUGUUUUCGUGGGGAUUAGGCGAAUAUGGACGACUGGGUCAUGGAGACAACGUGACUCAACUCAAACCAAAACUGGUAAAGACUCUCGUUGGUCAUCGUAUCGUCCAAGUGGCUUGUGGUAGUAGAGAUGCUCAAACUCUAGCUCUAUCGGAUGAGGGUCUAGUUUUCUCGUGGGGAGACGGAGACUUUGGCAAAUUGGGCAGAGGAGGUUCAGAAGGUUGUAACGUCCCUCACAACAUCGAACGACUAAACACCUUGGGCGUUAUACAAAUCGAGUGUGGGGCUCAGUUUUCUUUGGCUUUAACUAAAGCUGGAGAUAUUUGGACGUGGGGUAAAGGGGACUAUUUCAGGCUAGGGCAUGGAACUGAUCAGCAUGUUCGAAAGCCGACUGUGAUUGAUACUCUACGAGACAAAAAGAUAAUUCAUGUAGCUGUUGGUGCUUUGCACUGUCUGGCUGUAACAGAGAGCGGUCAAGUAUUCGCCUGGGGGACAACGACCACGGACAACAAGGCAACGGUACCACCGUUGUCAACAGAAAACCUGCUCUGGUCCAUGGCUUAGAGGAUGUUCACAUCAACAGAGUAGCUUGCGGCAGCUCCCAUUCAAUCGCUUGGACAUUGCAAGACACUCAAACGGUUUCGAAAGUAGAACCUGUCAUCUUUCCAGUAGCGAAAGAUCCUCUCGGUUCGUCCAUACUAGGUUUGUACGAUGGCGAGAAACCUCCAUUACGAUCGAAAGAUAAAAACGCGCCUACAUUAAGCAGUAUCGUGAUGUCUCUGGAGAGUAAUACGGCCAAACAGCAUGCUCUACAACAUAUUUUAAACGCUAUGCACAUACAGCAGCUAAGACAGGCCAUCGUCAGAGCUCUGUGCAGUCAUACCAACAUAAAAAAUAAUGCCAAGCAAGUAAUUUCCCCCGAUACACCGUUAGAGAGGUCUGUGAUGAACGCAUCGUCGCUAAACAAAGAUGGAGAAAUUGCAUUUGGGGGAGGAGAGGCACCAGUAUCGAUUGCGGAAAUUGCUGCAGUAAAUAGUCCAAAUCCAACCUCGCCGGAAACGGAAGAAAACCCCAUGGCCCUACUGCAGUCUAUGACAGCCAGCAGUUGUUCGGCCAGCAUGUCAUCAAAGCACUCCAGAAUGUCAACCAGUGCCAUGUCUGUAAUAGCUGCAACUCUCACCUCCCACGCCGAGGUCAUAGGCGACGGCGGUCUUACCGGUCUAGACGAAUUUACCUCCCUUCUAACAGAAAACGAUGCUAGACUGUUGGUGGAUCUUUUAAAAUUAGGAGUAGCUGACAGGAUCGAAGACGAACAAGCCAAAGACAUUUUAUCGUCGGUGCUGAUAACUAUGGGCGCAGCUAACCAGUCAAUAGGCGCUAUGCUGCUAGAACUUUGUGUAACCGAGUUGGAAGAUACUAACAAUAGCACUCAGAAUUUGUCCACUACUCCACACCCUGUUGUUCAAGAAUCUAGCCAUCCAUACAUAGAUGAUGUCACUAUAAAAGGUCACGUUCGUCUUCCAGGAACAGAUGCAUUACGUGUAGAGUUCGACAGAAGAUGUUCAACCGAAAGAAGGCACGAUCCUCUACAAAUAAUGGACGGUACUGGACGAGUUGUCGCAACCAUGUCAGGCCGGGAAUGGAGUGACUGGUCUUCCGAGUUAAGAAUACCAGGUGAUGAGUUAAGAUGGACUUUUACUACCGAUAGUUCGGUCAACGGAUGGGGAUGGCGAUUUACCGUGUACCCCGUGAUGUCCAGUCACGGUUUAAGCGAAUUAGGUUCGGACAGGGCCGUAUUGAGUCAACCCUCGAUGGAUAUGGUAAUGUGCCUGCUGGAUCCAAAAUUAUAUCCGUCUGCAGAUUCUGCCUUAAUGUCCAGACUAGCCGCCGCUCUUGCAGCAUGUUCGCAAUUAAGUUUUCUAUCUCCAAGUCAAAGGAUGUGGUCGCUUCAACGAUUGCACAGGCUUUUGGUCGGAGAAGAUGAAAGAGGAGAAAUAGUUCCUUUGCAGUUACAAGAACUUAAAGCUCCUGAUAGUGCUCUGGGAUCUCUGUUAGAAGAACUACCACAAGCUCUGCUAAGACAGUAUGAGUAUGAAGAUGGUUCUGUUAGAGCCGGUUUACAUUUGAUGCAUUCAGACUUCUUCAAAGUUUUGGUAUCUUUGGCGAGUGACUUAGAGAUGGACAAAAUGGCGAACAUAGUAGAUAACCACAAAUGGUCCUGGUUCCGACGGUACUGCCACGCAGCGAGGGUAGCCAAAGCGUUAAUCCAUAGAACUGAACUGCCUAUGACCUUUUGUCAAGAAGUUAGAAAAAAAUUGAGUGACUCUAGUGGAGAGGGAUCCAGCGAGUAUUGGGAACACGAGAAGCAUUCGUUGUUUAAAAGAGAACAUGAUGAGCAGUUACUUAUCUGGUUAAAUAGGAGACCAGAAGACUGGACGUUAAGUUGGGGUGGAUCCGGAACCAUCUACGGCUGGGGACAUAACCACAGAGGACAAUUAGGAGGAGUGGACGGAUGCAAGGUUAAAACACCAACAGCUUGUGAAGCUUUGUCAACUCUUCGACCUGUACAACUUGUAGGUGGAGAACAAACUCUUUUUGCGGUCACUGCUGACGGAAAAGUCUACGCGACGGGUUAUGGUGCUGGAGGAAGACUUGGGAUCGGUGGUACCGAUUCAGUUCUAGUGCCAACAUUAUUAGAAAGUAUUCAGCAUGUUUAUAUCAAGAAGAUCGCUGUGAAUUCGGGGGGAAAACAUUGUUUAGCGCUUUCGGCAGAUAACGACGUAUAUUCUUGGGGCGAAGGUGAUGACGGAAAGCUGGGACACGGUAAUAGAUUCUCGUGCGAAACUCCGAAACUGAUCGAAGCCCUCCAAGGAUAUGAAAUUAUUGACAUAGCUUGUGGCGGGGCUCAUUCGGCUGCUAUAACGUCUUCGGGUCACUUAUACACCUGGGGAAAAGGUCGGUAUGGACGAUUGGGACACGGUGACAGCGAAGAUCAACUAAAACCAAAAUUGAUUGAAGCUUUAUUGGGCUACAAAGUUAUCGACGUAGCUUGUGGUUCGGGCGACGCUCAAACGCUGUGUAUAACCGACGACGACAACGUUUGGUCGUGGGGCGACGGCGACUAUGGAAAAUUAGGAAGAGGCGGAUCUGACGGUUGCAAAGUUCCUAUGAAGAUUGAAAGUUUAGCCGGAUUGGGAGUUAUCAAAGUCGAGUGCGGAUCGCAGUUUUCGGUGGCGCUUACGAGAUCUGGAAGCGUUUAUACGUGGGGUAAAGGUGAUUACCAUCGAUUAGGCCACGGUACGGGCGACCACGUACGAAGACCGAAAAAAGUGGCGGCUUUGCAGGGUAAAAAAAUCAUCUGCAUAGCGACGGGAUCUCUUCAUUGCGUCGCAUGUUCCGACGAAGGAGAAGUUUAUACGUGGGGAGACAACGACGAAGGGCAGCUAGGAGACGGUAGUACGAAUGCUAUACACAGACCGAGACUAGUGACUCAUUUACAGUCUAACGUGAAAAAAAUCACAAACGUCGCCUGCGGCUCUGCCCAUACUCUCGCAUGGUCUACGAGCAACGCAAGCAGCGCCUGCGCCCGACUGCCGUUAAUAGCUCCACUGGAAUACGACCUUCUUCAAGAUAUCGCUUCCAUGGUUCUACAUUGCCGAUUAGUUCUUUUACACCAUUUCGCCGAAUUGAUCUGCCCUUGCAUCACUAUGUUCCCUAUCACCGGACCGGACUCGCUGCACGAGUUACGAAACAUCUUGAUUUAUUCCAUUAAAGAGGCUACGUUUAGGAAAGUCGUGCAAGCUACGAUGGUUAGGGACAAACAUCACGGACCUGUGAUCGAGCUUAAUAGGAUACAGGUUAAGAGAUCUAGAUCACGUGGUGGAUUGGCCGGUGUAGACGGAAUGAAGUCGGUGUUUGGCCAGAUGGUGACCAAAUUGCCACUCUUAACAUCCGAAACGUUGGCGUUGCCUCAUAGAAUAUGGAAAGUCGAAUUCGUAGGUGAGAGUGUCGAUGAUUGUGGUGGUGGCUACAGCGAAAGCAUCGCAGAAAUGUGCGAUGAACUACAAAACGGCUCCUUGCCCCUACUCAUCCCCACUCCGAAUGGCAGAGACGAAGCUGGCGCCAACAGAGAUUGCUUUAUUUUAAACCCACUAGCCAAAACUUGUCUGAACCUCAACAUGUUCAGGUUUCUUGGCGUUCUAAUGGGCAUCGCAAUAAGAACGGGAUCACCUUUGAGCUUAAACCUAGCCGAACCAGUUUGGAAACAAUUAGCGGGAAUAGAAUUGACGCCCGCUGACUUGACUGAAAUAGAUAGAGACUAUGUACCAGGAUUGUUAUGUAUUAGGGAUAUGGCUCCGGAGGAGCCCCUGUUUCAAAACUUGGAGAUGCCGUUUUCGACUCCGUCUUCGUGUGGAACUGAUGUACAUUUGAGUACUAGAUACAAGAGGAUAACAUUCGAAAAUCGACUGGAGUACGUCAGGCUUGCCUUAAAUUUCAGAUUGCACGAAUUUGACGAACAAGUAAAAGCUGUGAGGGACGGUAUGUCGAGAGUGGUUCCCGUUCCAUUGCUGUCACUUUUUAGUGGAUACGAACUGGAAACCAUGGUCUGCGGAUCACCUGAUAUACCGUUAACACUUCUUAAGUCAGUAGCUACUUAUAAAGGAAUCGACAGCAGCGCUCCGCUAAUCCAGUGGUUCUGGGAAGUGAUGGAAGAAUUCACGAACCAGGAACGAUCUCUAUUUUUACGCUUCGUUUGGGGUAGAACGCGUCUUCCUAGAACAAUCGCAGAUUUCAGAGGCAGAGAUUUCGUGAUACAAAUCCUCGACAAGUAUACGCCUCCCGACAACUUCCUACCCGAAAGUUACACAUGCUUCUUUUUGCUUAAAAUGCCUAGAUAUUCGUGCAAGCCUAUUUUGCAUCAAAAAUUAAAGUACGCUAUCCACUUCUGCAAGUCAAUCGACAAGGACGAGUACGCACGCGUUGCGAUGACAGGCGACUUGGCUGUGAGUUCAAGUUCGGAUGCGGAAAGUGACCCAGAGAUGGACAGCAGUCACUGA